AUCACUGUUGCAGAGAUCUGUCGUGGACGCAUAUACGCCUGAUCGACUACCAAACACUGCCUGGCCCUACCUAUAUCGACUGCUCGACAAGAUGGCGCACCUUGACCCGUACUUUAAGCAGGUGGAUGCCCUACAGGGUAACUUCAUCGAGAGACUGAGGGAGGCUGUGGCUAUCCCAAGUAUCAGCUCCGAAGACCAGAGGAGGCCUGAUGUCGUCAAGAUGGGCCACUGGCUCGCGGACCAAAUCAAGGCGCUCGGGGGUACCGUUGAGCUCCGUGAGCUUGGAAAGCAGCCCGGUCGCGAACAUCUCGACCUUCCACCGUGUCUCCUAGGACGCUACGGAGACGAUCCCAAGAAGUUCAACGUCCUCGUCUAUGGCCACUACGAUGUUCAGCCUGCGAACAAGUCCGACGGCUGGGCGACGGACCCCUUCACCCUGAGCAUCGACGACAAGGACCGCAUGUACGGACGUGGCAGCACCGACGACAAGGGCCCGGUUCUGGGAUGGCUGAACGCAAUCGAGGCACACCAAAAGGCAGGUGUAGAACUGCCAGUAAACCUAGUCAUGUGCUUCGAGGGUAUGGAGGAGAAUGGUUCGGAGGGUCUAGACGACACCAUCCGCGCAGAGGCGAGGAAGUUCUUCAAGGAUGUGGAUGUUGUGUGCAUCUCGGACAACUACUGGCUGGGAACCGAGAAGCCUUGCUUGACAUAUGGUGUCCGUGGAUGCAACUACUACCAGAUCGAGGUCUCUGGACCUGGCCAAGAUUUGCACUCUGGUGUCUACGGUGGCAUGACACACGAGCCCAUGACCGACUUGGUGCGCAUCAUGAACUCGCUGGUCGACCCUGACGGCAAGAUUCUCAUCAAGGGCGUCGACGACCUCGUUGCCCCCCUUACCGAAGAGGAGGCUGCCCUCUACCCACCAAUCGCCUUUACCAUGGACGGGCUAAGGGAAUCGCUCGGUGGUGAGACGACAAUCCACGACAACAAGGAGGAUGCGCUAAAGCACAAGAUGCGAUACCCUUCUUUGUCGCUUCACGGCAUCGAGGGUGCUUUCUACUCCGAAGGCGCAAAGACCGUCAUCCCAGCCAAGGUCAUUGGAAAGUUCUCCAUUCGCACAGUGCCCAACAUGGAGAUUGACCCAGUCACAAAGCUCGUCGAGAAGCACAUCAACGAUGAGUUUGCGAAGCUCAAGUCGAAGAACAAGAUGAAGUUUAGCGUUGUACACUGCGGAAAGUGGUGGGUAGAGGACCCCAACCAUCCCAACUACACUGCUGCAGCAAAGGCCGUUGAGAGAGUUUUUGGCGUCAAGCCCGAUAUGACAAGAGAAGGCGGCAGUAUCCCUGUGACGCUCACUUUCCAGGAGGAGCUGGGCAAGAACGUCUUGUUGCUGCCCAUGGGUAGCUCAACAGAUGCCGCGCAUUCGAUCAACGAGAAGCUCGACAAGCGCAACUAUAUUGAAGGCACGAAGCUACUCGGCGCCUACCUGCACUAUGUUGCAGCGGAGCUCAAGCGCGAUUAG
Messenger RNA from Pyrenophora tritici-repentis Pt-1C-BFP, 1522 nucleotides. RefSeq names its product beta-Ala-His dipeptidase. The record is from RefSeq and is a predicted model, not a curated record. Gene Ontology annotation, molecular function: metallodipeptidase activity. Gene Ontology annotation, biological process: proteolysis. NCBI's taxonomy places the organism in Eukaryota, Fungi, Ascomycota, Dothideomycetes, Pleosporales, Pleosporaceae.